Amoebophrya sp. A120 is the source of this 1430-nucleotide messenger RNA. NCBI's taxonomy places the organism in Eukaryota, Dinophyceae, Syndiniales, Amoebophryaceae. The record is from the annotation of a GenBank genome assembly.
AACAUUUUCAACAUCCUUCAAGAUCAAACGCUUCUAGUUUUUUUAGAGCAAGAACCUGGGGCUAUCGUAUUGAAAGCAAACCAGUUUCAAGAUCGCCUCGCCGAUAAUUGAUCUCCUAUCUCGUUUGAGUCAGUGUCGAUUGCUGAAGAUGGCGCGGCCUCGAAAAAGAAUCAUUGGACAACCAAAAGCGUGUCUAUUCCUAGCUUGUUGGCAGGGGACCGAGUGGUGCCGCGGUGUCCUGGGUCGCGCUGCAGCACAACAAACCGAUGCUAGUACCCUAGUAGAAAACUACGGAUACGGACAACAGGACGUUGAGGAGGAGAGCCUCAGACUGCCCAGCACCGACGACAUCGCCGUGGUCGCAAGAACCGCAGCAAUGGCUCCUUGCCACACGCAUCCUUGGCCCGCAGCAGCACGAGCUCAGGAAACAAGAAACUGUGGGGCAGAUGAAGUUUCAACAUGUAGUUGCACAAGACCAAGCUAGUACAACAGUGGAGGCAUCAUCAACAUCUACUUCCCCAUCCUCGUCCCGGGAAGGCCUACUUGACCAGGAUACUGUCAGUUCUUUCACCCAGGACAAGGUCGACGACGACGCCCUCGGCGGUGGAAGAACGACCGAGCGGCAGGCCGCCCUUGCGGACGAAAAUGAGGCCUCUCUAGCUUUUCUGCAGCAAGAUCUUCAUCUGGAUCCUCCGUCGAGACGGUCGAAAGCAAGCACGCAGACUGGUGGACGACUACACCGGACGAUGGUGAGUGGGGACUAUUACAACGCGAGCAACGAGGACAUCAACGUGCCUUCCCCGCCGUCAGCAUCUUGUUCAUCGUCCCACGGUACAAGAACAACUGCGCACCACUACACGACGAGCUUUGUCGAGGACACGACACAGUCGUGGUCCGAAGAAAGAACCGACGCGGAAGUAGUAGUUCCUGCGCCGACCUCCGCGUUGCUAGGAAUCGGGCCCCAAGGCGGGGAGCAGCCCGGCGAAGGUGAUGUGGCAGUAGCUGCAACAGAAGCAAGCAGCUCGCUUUCCUCGGUGAAGCAGCAGCUCGCCGAUCUGGCCGCGGUCGUGGCAACGCAGCAAGCGGCAGUCGCGCGGCUGGAAAAGGAAAACGAAGAACUGCGCACCCGCGUCGCAGAAGGCGAAGAGGUGGUAAAUGCCGUGCGUGUCAAGACCGACCAGGGGUUCGAGGUCGUGCGUGAUUUGCUUGCUUUGGUGGAAGUGGUAACGCAGUGGAUCGUGACCUACCUGCUGGCCCUGACCCGGCUCGACUACACUUUCACGGCCGUUUUUCUCUGCUGCAGCUACGGCGCGGUGUUGAUUGGUCUUGCUGUUCCCAUGGCGCGUUGGGUUCGCGGACGGCGAUCGGCACCACCUGGACCGCCUGAAAAUCUGGAACCGCGAGGACGCCAACGCGAAGGAUCGGCUUAA